This is a messenger RNA of Panthera uncia (snow leopard), 719 nucleotides long. It is a transcript of the gene CRIPTO, whose product is annotated as teratocarcinoma-derived growth factor 1. Gene Ontology annotation, molecular function: signaling receptor binding. The transcript has 6 exons. Gene Ontology annotation, cellular component: extracellular region; cell surface. The coding region runs from base 1 to 573 and encodes 190 amino acids. Lineage: Eukaryota; Metazoa; Chordata; Mammalia; Carnivora; Felidae. The record is from RefSeq and is a predicted model, not a curated record. Gene Ontology annotation, biological process: anatomical structure development.
AUGGACCGCAGAAGCAUGGAGCGCCUCUCUUGCAGUGUGAUUUUGAUCGUGGCCAUUUCCAAAGCGUUUGAACCGGAAUUCGCCGCCGCAGCCGGGUUGGGCCACCCCCGUGAACUUGCACGUCCCCCUCAGGGAGACCCCGCCUGGAGAGAUAACGGCCUUCGGUCCCUGGAGGAGACCGCAAUUCGCCAUCGAUCUUUGCAGUUGGUGCCGUCCCUAGGAAUCCAGGACAGUAAGGAGCUGAACAGAACCUGCUGUCUGAACGGGGGAACCUGCAUGCUGGGGUCCUUCUGUGCCUGCCCCCCAUCCUUCUAUGGCCGGAACUGUGAGCACGAUUCACGCAAAGAGAACUGUGAGUCUGUACCCCAUGGCGCCUGGCUGCCCAGGCGAUGUUCCAUGUGUAAGUGCUGGCACGGCCGGCUUCACUGCUUUCCUCAGACAUUUCUACCUGGGUGUGAUGGCCACGUGAUGGAUGAGCACUUCCUGGUUUCCAGGACUCCAGAAUUAGCACCGUCUUCGGGCAUCACUUUCUCUCUAGCUGGCAUCUGCCUUGCUAUACAAAGUUACCGUUAACAGACACCGGCAUAUGGGGUAUUUCCAUGCAAACCCCAUAACCUGUAAAGGCCGUCACCCUUUAUGUCCUAACUGGAAGAUGAUCAUUUGUUAGUUGCCUUGAAACAGCGGAUGGAUUUUCAUCACGGUCUGUAACACUUUCUUAA